This is a messenger RNA of Ornithodoros turicata, 1689 nucleotides long. RefSeq names its product interleukin-1 receptor-associated kinase 4-like. The record is from RefSeq and is a predicted model, not a curated record. Gene Ontology annotation, biological process: protein phosphorylation. Lineage: Eukaryota; Metazoa; Arthropoda; Arachnida; Ixodida; Argasidae. The transcript is spliced from 9 exons. Gene Ontology annotation, molecular function: protein kinase activity; ATP binding. Bases 272 to 1627 code for a protein of 451 amino acids.
CGACAUCACCAGGGGCAGCGAACAAUAUGGCGUGCUCCUGUUCAUCUGUUUUCACAAUUUCAUGAUACGUUUCGUUUAUAAUUGGGCUGUUCUUUUGUAACCACAGGGGUGACACAAGUAGGCUAGGACCUUUCGAGUACGCGCUGCGUUCCUCUGGCGCAGUAAACAAACGCUAUCGUCCAUGGAGCGUCGCAUUGCAACCGACUGAUGCAGGCGGGAGUUUUUGCUAUAAGUGUAAUGAUCGUUGUUCGCUCCCUGUUACGUGUGUGUCAUGGCAGAAGGAGGCUACAGACUACCAGUGACAAAGGAUACCGAACUGAGAUUCCUCGAAAAUCCAGCACGUUUGAAGUUGACAAACGUGCUAGACGUCAGUGGGGCAUGGAAACAGCUGAUGCACAUGAUUACGCACCCUGACCACCCAGGAAGCUUGUUAUUUACUGCUGACCACGUCAGGCUACUAGAAAACGAAACUCGGCGAAGCCCAACUGAUGAAAUGCUGAAGACGUGGAGUACGACGGGACGCAACCGUCCAAGGAUCUCAGAUUUGCUGCGUCUGCUGAAAGAUGCCGAAUUGAACAGGGCAGCAAGCAUCAUAUCUCUCGAAGUGUUGAAAGAACAAACUAUUGACAAUGGUGAUGAUGAUGAAUGCAUUGCUGUUGAAGAUUUUGAGGUUGAGCCUACAGCACCUCCUCUGUCUGAGCCUUUAAAUGGCAACGUUAGCGAUAUGGACAUUCCUGUGUUUGAAUACAGGCACCUCGUUCAAGCAACAAGAAAUUUCUGCAACAUUCCAUGGAACCAAGGUGGUUGCAAACUUGGGGAGGGAGCAUUUGGUGUCGUUUACAAGGGGACGUUAGAAGAUGGAUCAGUAGUGGCUGUCAAGUGCUUGAAAGAAUAUUUUCCUGACCACUUUCUGACCGAAGUGGAACUACUGAGAAGGCAUGCUCAUCCCAAUUUACUCCCACUGCUGGGCAUUGGAAGGAGUGUCAACGGCCAUUGUUGCAUCGUAUACCAGUUCAUGCAAAUGGGAUCUCUUCAAUCCUGCAUUGCCAGAGAGAACAAUACCCCCGCCAUAGACUGGAAGAAGCGGUUCUCUAUUCUGAAGGAUGUUGCUGCAGGAAUAAAUUUCCUGCAUACACGCACUCCGAAAGCCUUCAUUCACAGAGACAUUAAGAGUGCAAACGUCCUGCUAGAUAAUGACCUUACGGCAAAGCUGGGAGACUUUGGUCUGCUGCGCGUCCUGUCCGGGAACAACACUACAAGAACGGAUGUUGUUGUUGGGACGACUAUCUACAUGGCACCUGAAACAUUUCUGGGAAAGCUCUCCCCUGAAAUGGACACUUACAGCUUUGGUGUGGUCAUCAUGGAGGUCCUGACUGGCCUUGCACCCUAUGACAACAACCGAGUGAGAGGAAAGGACAUUCUGUCGUACCUGGAGGAGGUGUACGAUGACGAUGAGAUGCCCGUGCCAGACGGUUCAGCUGGGUACUGGGACCUUGAACUAGCUCAACACUUGCAUGAUAUUGGAAAACAUUGUAUCAACCCUGAAAAGAAGAGGAGACCAACGAUGCAAAUGGUAUAUGACCGGAUUGUGGAGCUAAACAAUGCCUUGCCAACUGCACCGAUAUAGCCCUUGACAUUACAGGCUCAUUCGGGCUUGAUAAAAAUAAAUAUAAAUAUUUUUGUUGCGUU